AUGCAUCUUGUCAACGCGAUUCCGCUCCAGCCAAGCCCUGUAUACUUGGCUGUUACUUGGCAAAGCCGCCUCAGCGAUCAAUGCCUUAUUGAUUCUCGCUCAGCGACCUGGAUCAUCACGCGCCCCAAUGCCGAAACGAGGGAUCGGGACAGUAGGUUUGCCGCGGAUCUAUGGCUUCGUAUCAAGUUGUUGUCAAGCUGGGAAACAUUCCUGGUUAUUGCCAGUCUCUCUAUCGAACACACUGGUGGAAUGGAUAUUGAGAGUGCAUCCCAAGAAACGGAGCGGGCAGCGCCUGGUGAAUCGCCUGCCCACGGAACGACAACGAUGCUCAUACCUUUGAGGUCGCAAGGGAGGGACAAGGCAUAG
This is a messenger RNA of Aaosphaeria arxii CBS 175.79, 366 nucleotides long. RefSeq lists its product as uncharacterized. Bases 1 to 366 code for a protein of 121 amino acids. The transcript is spliced from 2 exons. Lineage: Eukaryota; Fungi; Ascomycota; Dothideomycetes; Pleosporales. The record is from RefSeq and is a predicted model, not a curated record.